UUCGAUGGAUGAUUACUGCACAACAAAAUAUUUGUAAUUACACUUAUUUUGAUUUUUUUUUAGCACCAGGGUCAAUAUAAAAUGAGAAUCUAUGAAAAAGGAGACUUCCAAGGGCAAAUGAUGGAGUUCUUUGAUGACUGCCCCAAUACUUAUGAUCGAUUCAGUUUCCGUGACAUUCACUCCUGCAAUGUGUCUGAUGGCCACUGGAUGUUCUAUGAGGAACCCAACUACAGAGGACGUCAGUACUACCUGAGACAUGGAGAAUACAGGAGAUUCAGUGACUGGGGAGCAUCAACUGCCAGAAUUGGCUCUUUCAGAAGAGUUCAUCAUAUGGUUUAAAUAAUUAAAGUA
Molecule: messenger RNA, 351 nt
Organism: Xenopus laevis (African clawed frog)
Lineage: Eukaryota; Metazoa; Chordata; Amphibia; Anura; Pipidae
Product: gamma-crystallin-4
Exons: 1
Coding region: 82-339 (85 amino acids)
Source: RefSeq, a predicted model, not a curated record